CACGAGAUGCCCCGUGUCUCGCCCGCCCCAGCGCCUCGCGGACCGGACAACGCGAUCAUUGCACCGUCGUUCGUUGCGGGCUCGAGACCUGACAACGCGAUCAUCGCACCGUCGUUCAUUGCGGGCUCGAGCCAGAAGCACACACCACGAUGGAGCACGAUGGCAGGCCUCCUGUAUAUGCUCACGUCGAUAGCAGCCACGAUCGGCGGGCUCGUUGCGAUGGCCGACUACCUCGCCAACGACUUUCUCUGGUUCCAGUUGGACUCGACGGCGCUAGCUCUGGCCAAUGUGAUCAAUCUCCAGCUACCACAGGUGAGCAGCCAAACGACCUUGGAUCUCUUCGCACCGUCGUCUGGUCUCUCCAAGCACGACGCUGUUGGCAGCAACAGUGCGUACACGCGCUUUCUGCGGUACGAAGCGCUCACGACACUCCAAGACGCAGUGGACGGGCUACGACAUCUCGAUUUGGUUUACGUGGCGAUGAUGGGUGCGCAGUACUGCUGGGUCGACUGGGAACGGCGCUGGGCUAUGGCCCACACACUCGCACGCCAAGAGCGCUGCCGCGACCGCUACGGCGCGAAUGGCGCCGUGUACCUCGAGUCCGUGCUGCGCAACAUUGACUUUAACGCGUGGGUCGACGUCACGCAAGGGUUGUUUACGCAGCGCAUCGGGGACGGUGUCGCCGAGUCGUCGGCGGAUGGACCCGCCUUUCUCGCAUACCUCGCGACGCACCAGAUGCUGGAUCUGGACAGCGAAGUCCACCUCUGGUUGGACGCGGGUCUGGCUCACUUUGUGAUGCAGUACACCAACGCCAACCAGAUCGGUCUCCACGACGUUAUUCAGAUUGAGAACGCGCUCGGUCACGUCAUUGCUUUUGAGAUCAAGGACAUUCCGGUGGCGAGCCGCGGUGUCCGAUGGACCACCGACUACAUGUACGGCGGGCUCCAGACGGACCUCAACAUCCCCAGCGGCAACCAAAGCCUCGUGCAGAACGCCAGCACCUUUGUUGGAGACGUGAGCCCAGGUCUCCUUGAAGCCGUCCUCGUGUGCUGGCCCCUACCUCCGGCAUUUCAAGCGCUGCACAACGACAUUGGCCCCCUCGACAACAUUGAUGUGCUCUGGGUCCCCGUGCCGAGCGCAGUGCUCUCGAUCGUGCAGACGUUUCGGUCGCUUUUGUUGGCCCACCUCGCGUCCAGCGCAGCGCUAGUGUCGACACUGGAUGCCAUCGGCACGCUAGAGCUUCACCCGACACCGCUGCAAUGGCAAGACCCGAAUCUUUUCUUCUACGGCGGCAACCCCACGUGUGGCUUUGGCGUCGGCCUUCCGUUCGUGCAAGAGUCGUUCAGCUUUGACGACUCGUGUGGAACGCAAAAGGCGCUCACGUACUCGCUGUCGCCGAUCGCAGGUCUCUUUGCCUGGACGAUGCUUGGUGACGUCAACGCCACCGCUUCCAUCUGUGCGCUUCUGCCAAUCGCCGAGGUGCAUGGCUGUGUACAAGCACUGCACACUGUCGAGGCUGCAGUAUUACUUGUGCCGUCGCUCUCGGAGCUUGGAUUCCCGACGUCGUCGCUUCCGCCACUGCAGCUCAUGCAGUUUGUCGGUCGCAAUACGUCGCCCGUCAUCGAGACGCAGCGCCUCCUCGAGGCUUCGUUUGCGUUGUUUGGCUGGCUGAGCGUUUACGAGUGGGCCAUGCAGACGCGCGAGGUCGUUUCCUUCGAAGGCGACGUCGCAUCCUGUACACUCAUGACAUCGGCUGCAACACCAAAGCCCUUGCCUCCGUAUGCACUCCCAUCGAGUCUGGGGACGUAUCUCUGGUACUGCAGUAACGCGGUGACCAUGGUCUUGGUGAGCCUGGCACUCUUGCUGCUUUGUCUUUGGUUGUGCUGCCACCGACCAUCGCACACGCCAUGGCGACACUGGAGCCAUCUUGUGAGCGCGACGUGGCUCAACCGCGGGCUCUUGAUGGCCCGUGGAGGCGCCGCGCUGCUCUGUUUGUCGUCGGCCGUGCCGCAGUCCGAGGCGACAGCCUUUGGCUCGCAGUUUGAUUUGGGCCGCCACCGAUCGCUGCUCGCCACGUCCCUCUUGUCCAGCGAAGCGACGUGGAUCCUCUCUGUGCUCCAUGAGAUGGGUCAUCCGCUGACGUCACCGUAUACCGCGAGCUACGCACGGUAUAGUCUGGUGUCCGGGUGGCUCUUUCUCGUGGUUCUGGACAUUGCGGCGCCAGUCCAAGUCUCGGUGACUCUGGAGCGUAGCUGCUCGUCUCAAAACAUGGACCGGGUGCUCUAUUGUACGAGCGGACACAUUGUCAUCGGUCGCUUUGACCGUGUCUGCACCAACGUCGCAGGGCUCGUCGCCGCAGCGUGUGGCAGCUACCUCGUUGUGCGACUGUGGACCGUAUUGAGGGAUGCGGAAGAGACGCCGUCGCUCUUGCUCAACUCGGCAGCGAUUGCCUUUAUGAACCGGAAGGAGCGAGUGCGCGCACCCAACAACGUUGUGACAGCGGCCAUGCUCUACAAUGACUCGAUGGCGUCGAUUGCCUGGAGCGCUCACGCUCCCCGGCGUCAGCUCCUGGACACCAGCGUACCUCUCACUCGUUUUGCGCAAGGCCUUCGAGACAUGAACCCGUGUAUGCUGCCGUGGAUGUUUACGCAGUACUGCUGGCUCGACUUGGAUCGACAUUGGGCCAUGGCCAGCACCACCAAGCGUCAAGCGCGAUGUGUUGCGUCUCAGAUGGACAAUGGCGCAGUGUACUUGGAGAUUCCGCUUCGCAACGUUCGUGACUGGGCCGCGUGGGAUCAUUGCUGGGGUGUCUCGUUUGAGAUUGGUUUUGUGUUGCACCUGCAGACUUCGCAGCAUGGACAACAGUGGCUCUCGAAUCUCAAACUCAACAUCAAUUCUGUUGAUGACGAAGUGGCUCUCUGGCGUCUCUACAACAUUACGCGGUUUCAGUUGCAGUGGCAAAACUACAAGACGAUUGGCAUGGUCGAUACCUUCUCGAUCACGUCGGCACUGGGCUACACGUCAUCACUGACGCUGAAGCUCUUCUUUGCACUUCUCGCGUUCAACGCAUCCCACGGCCCCAUGGUCAGCGAAGACGCAAGUGCCUUGUGUCGCUUGGACGCGUGUGCGGGAGCGACCUGCGCAUCUGCACUCAGCACGCUCGUCGCCUUCUUGGAGCAGUAUAUGGACACGUCCUUCUCCUCGCUGCCACCGCUCUUUCAAAGAAGCACGGACGAUCUUCUAGCACUGGACAUCCAAAUGAUCCAGUACUACUCGGACACGACGAAUACCGACACGCAGCUGUACCAGAUCAACCUCCUCGAGCCCAGCGAGCGUCUCUGGACGUUUUACGGUUGGCUUUUCCUCUACGAGUGGCUCAGUGGCCACCGCGAAGUCGUCUCGUUUCAAGGCGACACUGGACGUAUCACAACAAUGGCGACGGCGUACCCUGCCUCAGCGAUAACCCCCGACCCGCACGAGAUUCCCACAAGUUUCUCACUCGCGACUCUCGGCUGCACCGUCUACAUCACGUCGAUUCUCAUCGGCGUCACGUGCGUCCUCGCUGGCUACAUCCUCAGUAUGCGCGGCGUCGGCAUGGAAGCCAACAACCUAUUUGAGCUGAACCGGGUCGUGGGCCACGUCUGGGCCGGGCGCAGCUUCAUCUUGCUCCGGAGCGUGACUGCAAUUUGGAUGCUCAACACGGCGCCGCUGCUGCUGACGCAAGUGGGACAAGCGACGUCCUUUACGUCGCCGCCACUUCCAUGGUACCAAACGAUCCUCGCGGCGGGGGAAAGUACGUGGCUCGUCUAUGCGCUCAACGACUUUGGCAGCUGCGUCACACUGCAGUAUACGACCGCGUAUGCCUACAAGAGCUCGCUCUCGACGUGGUUCGUUUUGGUCCUUUGGUCCUUUGUCGCACCACUCUCGUACUCGGCGACUCUGGAGCGACACUGCACGUUUGUCGACAUGGACGCAGGCUUAGUUUGCUCCAGUGCGUCCAUCCACCUUGGCUCGACUCGACGUGUCCUGGGCGUCGUCGGCGUUGCUCUGAGCUGCGUCGGCGUCUGGUUUGGCUGCGAGCGAUGGCGUCUGCGAGGCAUGGCACCGCAUGACGUCCACUCGCUUCUCCUCAGCGCCCACUGCAUCUACAUGCUGGACUUUACGCACUGGAAGCACAGGGGCGCGUACUACCUCGACAAGACAUCGGCAGUCCUCGCUGGGUUAGUAAGCCUUGAGUUCCAUGACAAGUUGUACAUCUUUGACAUCAAGACGUGGCGGCUCUUCUCGUGCGCGCCUUCAAAAGACCACACACAACCCCAGCACUUUCAAAAUGCGAUUCCGCUGAGCCAGCUCUAA
This is a messenger RNA of Saprolegnia diclina VS20, 4356 nucleotides long. RefSeq lists its product as hypothetical. Bases 7 to 4356 code for a protein of 1449 amino acids. The transcript has 3 exons. The record is from RefSeq and is a predicted model, not a curated record. NCBI's taxonomy places the organism in Eukaryota, Oomycota, Saprolegniomycetes, Saprolegniales, Saprolegniaceae.